GGUAUGACGCACAAAAGCAAUCUUAAGGGGAAUGUAAACUGUCCGAAAGUUCAAAAAAGUAGUGAGAGGGUCUCUGGAACGGAAGGGACCCUUAAACGUGGUUUUCCUUAAUUCGCUGGGCGGCCCUGAAGGUGGUGUGGUGAGUCCUCCGCCUGGCUCUGUAAGUUCCCCCCUGCUGAACUGUAGGGUGCGGGGCGGGUGGUGGAGCAGCCUGCGCAUGUGCGUAGGGCUCGGCAGCUGCUGGCGUGCAUGAGGGCGCAUGCGCAGUUGGCCGUGCGUGUGCGCGGCGCAACGCACCAGUCCUGAUUCCGGCAUGGGUUGGUUGGUACCCCUGCUGUCCCUGCUGUUGCUUCUGGUCGGCGCAUGGCUCAAGCUAGGAAAUGGACAGGCUACUAGCAUGGUCCAACUGCCAGGUGGGAGAUUCCUGAUGGGAACAAAUUCUCCAGACAGCAGAGAUGGUGAAGGCCCUGUGCGGGAGGCGACAGUGAAACCCUUUGCCAUUGACAUAUUUCCUGUCACCAACAAAGAUUUCAGGGAUUUUGUCAGGGAGAAAAAGUACCGGACAGAGGCUGAGAUGUUUGGAUGGAGCUUUGUCUUUGAGGACUUUGUCUCCGAUGAGCUGAGAAACAAAGCCACCCAGCCAAUGAAGCCUGUACUCUGGUGGCUUCCAGUGGAAAAGGCAUUUUGGAGGCAGCCUGCAGGUCCUGGCUCUGGCAUCCGAGAGAGACUGGAGCACCCAGUGUUACACGUGAGCUGGAAUGACGCCCGUGCCUACUGUGCUUGGCGGGGAAAACGGCUGCCCACGGAGGAAGAGUGGGAGUUUGCUGCCCGAGGGGGCUUGAAGGGUCAAGUUUACCCAUGGGGAAACCAGUUCCAGCCAAACCGCACCAACCUGUGGCAGGGAAGGUUCCCCAAGGGGGACAAAGCUGAGGAUGGCUUCCAUGGAGUCUCCCCAGUGAAUGCUUUCCCCGCCCAGAACAACUAUGGGCUCUAUGACCUCCUGGGCAACGUGUGGGAGUGGACAGCAUCACCGUACCAGGCCGCUGAGCAGGACAUGCGUGUCCUCCGGGGGGCAUCGUGGAUCGACACAGCUGACGGCUCUGCCAAUCACCGGGCCCGGGUCACCACCAGAGUCUUGCUCUGUUGUCCAGGCUGGAGUGCAGUGGCACAGUCUCAGCUCACUGCAGCCUCAAACUGCCAGGCUCUAGCGAUUCUCCCACCUCAGCUCCUCAAGUAUCUGGGACUACAGGAUGGGCAACACUCCAGAUUCAGCCUCAGACAACCUCGGUUUCCGCUGUGCUGCAGACGCAGGCCGGCUGCCAGGGGAGCUAUAAGCAGCUGGGUGGUGACAAGGAGAAAAGCCCUCCAGGGUCACUGUCAUUCCCUGGCCAUGUUGCAAACAGCCCAAUUCCAAGCUCGGGAGCUUCAGCCUCAGGAAAGAACUUCCCCUUCUCUGUCUCCCAUCCCUCUGUGGCAGGCGCCUCUCAACAGGGCAGGAGAGGACUCAGCCUCCUGUGUUUUGGAGAAGGGGCCCAACAUGUUGAAGGUGGCUGGGAGCCAGGUGUUUCUCUUAGAGGCCAAGUAUUAUUGACACAGGGGCAAAUAAGCAAACAAUUGGAACAGAGGGCUCUGAAAGGCCAUUUGUUGAGCAUUUUAAAAUCUAUUCUCUUUCUCCCUGGAUGAUUCAGGAAGCUGACAUUGUUUCUUCAAGGCAGAAUUUCCCUUGUUCUGUUUUCUCAGCCAAUUGCUGUGGAAGGAGAAUGCUUUCUUGGUGGCCUCAUCUGUGGUUUUGUGUCCCUCUGAAGAAGGAAACUAGUUUCCACUGUGUAACAGGCAGACAUGUAACUAUUUAAAGCACAGUUCAGUCCUAAAAGGGUCUGGGAGAACCAAAUGAUGUAUUAGGUGAAGCGGUGCAUUGUGGGAAUCGCAAAGCAAAUAGUACUCCAGAAAGACAAAUAUCAGAAGCUUCCCAUUCUUUUUUUUUUUUUUUUUUUUUUUGAAACAGGGUCUUGCUCUGUUGCCCAGGCUAGAGUGCAGUGGUGAUCACUGCUCACUGCAGUCUUGAAUUCCUGGGCCCAAGAAAUUCUCCCACCUCAGCCUCCCGAGUAGCUAGGGACUACUAAGUGUGCACCACCAGGCCUGGCUAAGUUUUUGAACUUUUGUAGUGAUAGAAUCUCACUAUGUUGCCCAGGGUGGUCUCAAACUCCUGGCCUCAAGCGAUCCUCCCACCUCGGCCUCCCAAAGUGCUGGGAUUACAGAUGUGAGCCACCUCGCCUGGGCCCCCUUCUCCAUAUGCCUCCAAAACUAUGUCCCUGGAGAGUAGCCUGCUCCCACACUGUCACUGGAUGUCAUGGGGUCAAUAAAAUCUCCUGUGAUUGUGUA
Messenger RNA from Rhinopithecus roxellana (golden snub-nosed monkey), 2382 nucleotides. It is a transcript of the gene SUMF2, whose product is annotated as sulfatase modifying factor 2. The transcript has 10 exons. Bases 260 to 1591 code for a protein of 443 amino acids. The record is from RefSeq and is a predicted model, not a curated record. NCBI's taxonomy places the organism in Eukaryota, Metazoa, Chordata, Mammalia, Primates, Cercopithecidae. Gene Ontology annotation, cellular component: endoplasmic reticulum.